Messenger RNA from Nematostella vectensis (starlet sea anemone), 2120 nucleotides. RefSeq names its product ankyrin repeat domain-containing protein 36A. The transcript has a single exon. Gene Ontology annotation, molecular function: protein binding. NCBI's taxonomy places the organism in Eukaryota, Metazoa, Cnidaria, Anthozoa, Actiniaria, Edwardsiidae. The record is from RefSeq and is a predicted model, not a curated record. The coding region runs from base 401 to 1600 and encodes 399 amino acids.
GAAUAAAUUAUCGGCUAAAGAAAACAUUGGAGUGAUUCAGUCGUAGACGAAAUAGAAAAACAACUCGAAAACGUAGACAGUAAAACGCGAAAGUGAGGAUCUCUACGAGUUUAUUUGUCUACUUAUUCUAAACGAUCAAGUAUAAAAUCGUUUUCUUUGACAUAACGUUCGUAAUGGCUUUUCUAUCACGGAAAACUGUUUGGCACUCAUAACUAAAUCCGAAAACCGAAUACACCUGCUUUUUCGAAAUUAGCUCUCAGUGUCCUCAGACACGUGAUUUGUUCAGUUAUGUUAAUCACAGAAGACGCCAAAUUGAGUGCACUGCAGGAGAGAAAGCCACUACAAGGCAUACGCGCCACUGCUACAUGGUGCAGUCGAAAUCACGACCAAGUCACAUGAAAUGGCAUCUUUACACCAUGCAAUCAUACAAAGGCGAUGGCGACAGGCUAGACUGCUGGUGGAAGUCGGAGCCGACGUGAACAGGCAAGGAGAUGAGGGAAGAACUCCUCUAAUGGAGUUAUGCUUCGUUGACAACGAGGACAAAGCAUGCUCGAUGGCCAAACUGUUGCUUGAGAACGGUGGAAAUGUCGGAAUCAAAGAUAAACAAGGAAAAACAGCUCUCUCUUAUGCUUGUAUUUUAAAAAAGAAGAAACUUCUGAAAUGGUUAACUCGAUUUGUUGAUUAUGACUUAAAUUCAACGGAUUUGGAUGGAAAUACGGCAUUGAAUUAUGCUAUUUUGGCGGGAGACGAAACGGUUGUCAUGGAACUCGUCAGGAAACUGAAAGCGUACGGACUAACCGUUGAUACUAUCAAUAGGAAAGGAGAAACACCAUUAAUUAAUGCUCUGAAAUCCGAAAGGACUGAUAUUGCAGAUAUAUUAUUAGAGAUAGGAAAAGCUUCUUUGCAAGUAUGGGACAGUGAGACUGGUAAAACAGCGUCCGAGCUUAGAAAAGACAUAAUAAAAAGACGAAAACGACGUCCGUUUUCAAUACCAUCGGCAUUUUUACGAGAAGUCGGAGAUGUUCGUCCGAAAAGAGGAAAUAAAGAAAAGAAAAAUAAAGUCAAAAGCGCAAAUACAAAAAGGGUUGUUCUUCCCCAAGUCCUAACGCCGUACAAUCGACCAGUUACGGCUCCAGACAGAAUUGAUGUCCCAAGCUUUUUUCAGCCAUUUCCUCCCAUUUGGGAAGACUUAUCGAAACUGUUUAUCAUCUAUAACCAACAAAGCUCAGAUUUAUAUCGCAAAGGUUACAAGUCUGUUAGAUAUGUGCAUGUUGAACCAAUAAUUACAGAGGACGAAAUUGUUGAGGAAGACGAUACGGCGUCUUUGCCUGAAAAUGCGAAAGGUUUAAAUGAAUUAAACAUUAAAAUGAGAGGCCUUUGCAGGGCAGCAGGAAACAAAAAGAAAAUAAUGAGUAUGCUUGCGAACCGCGGAAAAACAGAUUCAGAAGAAUCGGGAAGAUUGUCAAGCUUGUCUGCGACAGGGCGAGGAAGUAAAUUAGCUGGAAAAUUAAGAGCAAAAAGUCCCGCUGUUCAGGCUUUUGCAAGUCUGAGUAAAGAUUUGAGUAAAAAGAAAACCAAAGAAAACACUUCAGCAGAAUAACAGAACUCAGUUGGCUACUUCAACUUGUUAAGUAUACCAAAUGACGUUCACCUAAUUGUGCUGUGUUUUACACCUCGAAAGUUCCUCGGAAUUGAAGAGGAGACAUAAAUGGUAUAUUUUAGUCUGGUCAAAAAAUAAAUAAAAAGACAUGUGAAGAAGUCAUUACAAUUUUUAGCUGACAAUUAAUGUCAUAAAAAUGAUUUUAAAUUUAAGAGCUAAUCUCUAACGCUUCCUAUGGAAAUCAUUCAAAAUAUUGUCUUCUACGAGGCAUGAAGGCGCCCAAAUUCAUGACAUUGUUUUUAACCUGCCAAACAGGUUAUAGGAAAAUCUGGAAGUAAUUGAAAUAGAAAACAAAAUAAUUUAAUUGAAAUUCAAAUUUAUCUUUUUAUAGCAAAUAAUGACAUCUCGUUAGUUUAAUGUGUCAUCGUUUGUGUUUUUUUAAUGUUAAUUAGACAAGCUGAUUAUGUUGUCACUGGGAAACUAACAAACUUAAAUAUAUAAAAAAUCAUUCCAUAUGCGA